Molecule: messenger RNA, 3212 nt
Organism: Microplitis mediator
Lineage: Eukaryota; Metazoa; Arthropoda; Insecta; Hymenoptera; Braconidae
Gene: Dop1
Product: dopamine receptor 1-like
Exons: 6
Coding region: 54-1376 (440 amino acids)
Biological process (GO): adenylate cyclase-activating adrenergic receptor signaling pathway
Cellular component (GO): membrane
Molecular function (GO): G protein-coupled receptor activity
Source: RefSeq, a predicted model, not a curated record
AGGGAGUACUGAGGGCGCUGGUGGCAGAGGGUUUGGUUUUAAGGGUGGGAGUGAUGCUCGGGGUGCGGAGCGGUCAGUCAGUGCGCGGCGAGGCGCGCCAGCUGCCGCACGUCAUGAUUCUAGCCCAGAGCAACCUGACAGAAGAUGAAGAAGAGGAAUUACCAGAGGACGCGUUAUCAUUGCUCUCAGUGUUAUUCGUUGGUUUCCUGCUAUUUGUCUUGAUAUUUCUCUCAGUUGCCGGCAAUGUCCUCGUGUGCGUGGCAAUAUACACUGACAGAGGAUUACGAAGAAUAGGAAAUUUAUUUUUGGCCUCAUUAGCAAUCGCGGAUUUAUUUGUUGGAUGUUUAGUGAUGACAUUUGCUGGAGUAAAUGAUCUAUUGGGUUACUGGAUGUUCGGACCGAGUUUCUGUGACACAUGGAUAGCAUUUGACGUUAUGUGCAGUACUGCCUCGAUAUUAAAUCUAUGCGCGAUAUCACUGGAUCGCUAUAUUCACAUAAAAGAUCCCCUGAGGUACGGACGCUGGGUGACCAGACGAGUCGCUGUUGGAAGCAUUGCCGUUGUCUGGCUUCUUGCUGGUACUGUGUCGUUUGUUCCUAUUAGUCUGGGUCUUCACAAGAGCCAGGAUUCGAAAAAUUCAUCUCCUACCUACAACGAUGGUCUCCAAGAAUAUCCAACUUGUGCUCUCGACUUAUCGCCCACCUACGCUGUUCUAUCAUCCUGCAUAUCAUUUUAUGUUCCUUGUGUUGUGAUGGUCAGCAUAUAUUGUCGACUGUAUUGUUAUGCUCAGAAACAUGUUAAAAGUAUACGAGCGGUUACAAAAUUACCGCAGCCAUCAUCAUUAGGGAAAAGUUUUCGUGCCAAAAGUACACGAAAUAAAUUACAGCAUCAAGAGCAAACUAAAAGUAAGCCACCGGCUAAAACGAAGCCCACAUCACCCUAUCACGUUUCUGAUCAUAAGGCAGCAAUAACUGUUGGUGUUAUUAUGGGAGUUUUUUUGAUAUGCUGGGUACCAUUUUUUUGUGUCAAUAUUGUUGCCUCAUUUUGCAAAACUUGUAUACCAGAUCGAGCUUUUCAGGUAUUAACCUGGCUCGGAUACAGUAACUCGGCCUUUAAUCCGAUAAUCUAUAGCAUCUUUAAUACAGAAUUCCGUGAGGCAUUUAAACGUAUCCUAACAAAAGGAGCCCGAGCACGUGGUAAUCAGCCAUCGACUAGUGAGUGCGGUGAAUUUCGUUCGGUUAUUGUACAAAAAAGAAAUGGGUCUAUUGUUGAGUGUAAUAUAAGUCAUAGAUCUAGCGCUGACAGUUGUCAAGUCGGUCAAUUAGGUAGAUUACAACAGAUUAAUCACCAUCGUGAUACCAUCGUUAGUUCUAUUUAAAUUUUAAUAUAUAAAUAAAUAUAUAUACACAUAUAUUUAUAUAUAUAUGUAUAUAUAUAUAGAAAUCAAUAUUUAAUUAUAUUAUCAUAAUAGAUACCAACUGUACUAUAUUUAAAUAUCACGAGCUCAUGUAGCUGUCAUGGAUUUAUUUAAAAAAAAAAAUAUUCAAUAAUAAUAAUAAUUAAUUUAUAAAAGACCAUGUCAACGACAAUCAAUUCGCAAAUAACAUAUCCGCACAUAUAAAAAAGAGAAAUAAUAAUAACAAAUUUUAUUAUAUAUAUUGAAUAUAUAAAUAUACAUAUAUGAAAAUCAAUAUCAAUUUUAAUAAAUUCUAGGGUUUUGUUUGAAGUUAUUGUACCAUAAGGGCUGGAAUUUAAUUGAUAUUUUAAUUACCGUCAAUUUUAUUUAUUGACUUUUUAUUUUUGAUAAAAAUAAAUAUGUGGACAUGAAUGUUGAUAUAAAGCCGAGUAAAAUGAGUGGUCACAUGACUAUAAUUUGACGAAGUGAUGAUUAAGAUAAUUAAUUAAUUAAUUAGUUAAUCAAUUUUCGAUUUUGGGGGAAUUAAAAUUUAUUUUCGAGAAAAUUAUUAUGAGAAGAGUAGUGGUGAUGAAAAGCCGAGUAAAAUGAGUGGUCACAUGACUAUGGAUUGACGAAGUGAUUAUUAAGAGGAUUAAUUGAUUAAUGAUUAAUAGAUUAAUUAAUAGAAUGAAGGAUAUGUUGAGAGUAAACGUUUUCAUGGUUUGCAUUGAUGGCAUGAGGAAAAGGUUAAAGAAGUUAUGCGACAAAAGGCGCCAAGAAAUCUUAAUUGGUCAAUUAAUUAAUUAAUCGAUUCAUUGAUUAAUUAAUCAGAUAAUUGAUUAAUAAUAAAAAUUAAUUCUUAGCAGUACAGGGUUGUAGGUACUCAUUUUACUCGUCAUGACAUCUCCUGUAAGAUAGAACUGAAGACUUAAUUAAAAAAUUUUUUUUUCAAAAUUAAUUAAUUUCAUUAAUUAAAAUAAUGAUUUUUUUUUCAACUUAAAUAUUUUCAUGUGGGUACUCAAACUUCAGGAAUUUUCGUUUUGAAUCCAAACAUAAUGAAAAAAAAAAAUUUUCGAUUUUCUCUAAUAUCAAAAUUUUGAAAUUUUUUUUUGUCACCUAAACAUAUCGAUGCGGGUACUUGAACUUCAUGAAAUUACCUCACAAAUUUAGAUAUGGCAUCAAAUAUUAAUAAAAAUUACACUUUUAUGGUAUAUAUCUAAAUCUUACAGUAAAUGUGCACAAAAAAUAUCAACAGGCCAUCUCUUAGAAAAGAAAUACUAUAAAAAUUACCUAGUGAUUACCAUUUUUCUCAUCUUGUAAAUGAUCAUUUAUUUAUUUUUUUAUUAUUCAUUAAUAAUUAAAUUAAAAGUUUAAACGAAAAAAAAAAUAACCAAAGUACGAGACAUUAGAAAAAGAAUUAAAACAAAAAGAGUUAUUGAAGUCAAAGGUCAAGACUUGUUUUUUUUUCUAUUAAUUAACGAUAAAAUAUCAUAAUUGAUUAUAAUUACGUGCGCAAUAUUAAUGUAAGCAAUAUUUAUGUCUCAAAUAAGCGCAUUAAUACUCAUUUAGUUGUAAUUAUUCUUAUCAAUAAUAAUAAAUAAUUAUAAUUAUAAUAAUACUGAUAAUGAUAAUUGAUAGAAUGAUUAUAUAAAAGUUAUACUUUUUUUUUUAAUGAAUAAAUUGUAAUUAAGAUCGUUUUAAAUGUAAAUAUAUAUAUUUGUUAAAUUAUUUAUUUAUAAUUAAGUAAUUUAUUGAUUAUAAUAAAAUAAAUAUAUUGUGUAUUGUUUGUAGAUAAAAAAAUCAAAAUAACUAUGUAUA